Medicago truncatula (barrel medic) is the source of this 1825-nucleotide messenger RNA. Its product is annotated as protein Brevis radix-like 2. The record is from RefSeq and is a predicted model, not a curated record. Bases 362 to 1471 code for a protein of 369 amino acids. Lineage: Eukaryota; Viridiplantae; Streptophyta; Magnoliopsida; Fabales; Fabaceae. The transcript is spliced from 6 exons.
CACAUAACUUCACGCCGCUACAUUCCCAUUUUCCACCUUUUCUUUUCAGAGAGAGAGAGAGAGAGAAAGAAUAGGGUGGCGCAUGCACAAUCUCUCUCUCCUCUCUCUCACUAUAUAUAUACACAAGUGUACAACAAUAACACUAUCACAAGAAAUCACACAUAGAAUAGACACAUAGGGGACCAAGCCACCACGCCAAUCCUCAGUACCUUUCACACGUUGUUGUGAAGAACCUAUACAUACAUAGUUAGAUACAGCUACCCACCUAAACAACCCAAAUCUCAAUGACCCUUCAGGAGUGACACUGAGAAGAAACCAAAGGAAGUGGAAUUGGAAAUUCAAGUGAGUUGUUGAAUCAGAAAUGUUGACUUGCAUAGCUUGUUCAAAGCAACUCAAUAAUGGAUCUCUUCAUCAACAAGAAGAAGAUGAAGCUGUGCAAACACCUAGCACCAAACAAGCCAUCAAGGCUCUCACUGCUCAGAUCAAGGACAUGGCAGUAAAGGCUUCUGGGGCAUAUAAGAAUUGCAAGCCUUGUUCAGGAUCUUCAAAUGGUAACAAGAACAAAAAAUAUGCUGAUUCUGACAUGGGAUCAGAUUCAGCAAGGUUCAACUGGGCGUACCGAAGAACCGGGAGCGCAAGUUCAACACCAAGAAUGUGGGGGAAGGAAAUGGAAGCGAGACUCAAAGGGAUUUCAAGUGGAGAAGGAACACCAACAUCGGUGAGCGGACGUACCGAGUCAGUUGUGUUCAUGGAAGAAGAGGAUGAACCUAAGGAAUGGGUUGCACAAGUUGAACCUGGUGUGCUUAUUACUUUUGUUUCAUUGCCUGAAGGUGGGAAUGAUUUGAAGAGGAUACGGUUCAGUCGCGAAAUGUUUAAUAAAUGGCAAGCUCAGAGAUGGUGGGCGGAGAACUAUGACAAGGUUAUGGAACUGUACAAUGUUCAAAGGUUCAAUCAAGAAGCAGUUCCUCUUCCAACCCCACCUAGAUCUGAAGAUGAGAGUUCGAAGAUUGAAUCUGCGAGGGACAGCCCCGUCACACCUCCUCUAACCAAAGAGCGCCUGCCCCGUCAUUUGCACCACCCAAUGACAAUGGGCUACUCCUCAUCAGAUUCACUGGAUCACCACCAUAUGCAACCUCAACCUUGCUAUGAAACAAGUGGUCUGCCAUCAAAAUCUAAUCUUUCCAACAUUGGUGUGCCAAAGACCGAAAGAUCAUCCAUUGAUGCUUCUGUAAGGACGAGUUCAUCAGAAGAGGAAGAUCACUCAGGUGAGCUCUCAAUCAGCAAUGCCAGUGACAUGGAAACUGAAUGGGUUGAACAGGACGAACCGGGAGUAUACAUCACUAUCAGAGCACUACCAGGUGGAACCAGAGAACUUAGGCGUGUCCGUUUCAGCCGAGAGAAGUUUGGAGAAAUGCAUGCGAGAUUGUGGUGGGAAGAGAACCGUGCGAGGAUACAAGAGCAAUAUUUGUGACUAUAGUAAUGAGCCUUUACACACAUAACUGCUUCAGAAGACUAACAAGAGAGGACAAUGUGAAAGCUUUACAUUACUGUGAAUUUUAGAUUCAGUUUCUUUCUUUCUUUUCAGUGGAUAAUAUUCAAGUGACUACAACUUUCAAGUUUGGAGUUCAGUGUAGCUGUGGAGAAAUGAAGAUAUUGGGAAAUAUUAAACUAUGAUAGUGCAAUUUAAGUUAUAGUUAAACUUGUUAGUGUCAAUGUCUUGAUGUAGUUGUCAAAUAUUUUCCAUUUUGUAUGAAUUUUUAACUAUUCCAUGUGAGAUAACAUGUUUGGUUCUUGACAAUGUUUACACUGAAAACUUAGUGCAGCA